Pteropus alecto (black flying fox) is the source of this 5413-nucleotide messenger RNA. It is a transcript of the gene CCDC136, whose product is annotated as coiled-coil domain containing 136. Gene Ontology annotation, cellular component: acrosomal membrane. The coding region runs from base 1 to 3645 and encodes 1214 amino acids. The record is from RefSeq and is a predicted model, not a curated record. Lineage: Eukaryota; Metazoa; Chordata; Mammalia; Chiroptera; Pteropodidae. The transcript has 17 exons. Gene Ontology annotation, biological process: acrosome assembly; single fertilization.
AUGGAGGCGGGCGCCGGGGCUGGCGCGGGCGCCGCGGGCUGGAGCUGCCCAGGACCCACAGUGACCACUUUAGGUUCCUACGAGGUGUCUGAGGGCUGUGAGAGGAAGAAAGGCCAACGCUGGGGGUCCUUGGAGCGGCGGGGGAUGCAAGCUAUGGAGGGGGAAGUGUUACUCCCAGCUCUCUAUGAGGAGGAAGAGGAGGAGGAAGAAGAGGAAGAGGAGGUGGAAGAAGAGGAAGAUCAAGUGCAGAAAGGUGGCAGCAUGGGCUCCCUGUCGGUCGGCAAGCACCGGGGCCUGAGCCUCACAGAGACGGAGCUGGAGGAGCUGAGGGCUCAGGUGCUACAGCUGGUGGCAGAGCUGGAGGAGACCCGGGAACUGGCAGGGCAGCAUGAAGAUGACUCUCUGGAGCUGCAGGGGCUCCUGGAGGAUGAACGGCUGGCCAGCGCCCAGCAGGCAGAGGUGUUCACCAAGCAGAUCCAGCAACUUCAAGGCGAGCUACGGUCUCUACGGGAGGAGAUUUCCCUGUUAGAGCGUGAGAAAGAAGUUGAACUUAAGGAAAUAGAACAGGAGUUGCAUCUGGCCCAGGCUGAGAUCCGGAAUCUGCGACAAGCAGCGGAGGAUUCUGCGACUGAACAUGAGAGCGACUUGGCGUCCCUGCAGGAGGACCUCUGCCGGAUGCAGAGUGAACUCGAUGACAUGGAGCGCAUUCGGGGAGAGUACGAGAUGGAGAUCACCUCCCUCCGUGCGGAAAUAGAAAUGAAGAGCUCUGACCCAUCCAAUAGUUAUAGUCUCUCAGAUUUCUCUGAGAUGCAAGAAGAAUUGCAACAACUGCGGGAACGCUACCAUUUUCUGAACGAGGAGUACCGGGCCCUGCAGGAGAGCAACAGCAGCCUCACAGGGCAGCUUGCAGAUCUGGAGAGUGAGAGGACACGAAGAGCAACAGAAAAAUGGCUGCUGGAGUCCCAAACACUAAGGAAUAUGAUGUCAGCAGAGUCUCAGACUUCAGAAAUGGAUUUCCUGGAGCCUGAUCCGGAAACCCAGUUGUUACGACAGCAGCUGCUGGGAGCCGAGGAGCAGAUGCACGACAUGAAAAACAAGUGUAAGGAAUUGUGUUGUGAGUUGCAAGAGCUACAGCAUCAUCGCCUGGCCAGUGAGGAGGAGCAGAAGCGGCUGCAGAGGGAGCUCAAGUGCGCACAGAAUGAGGUGCUUCGGUUUCAGACUUCCCACAAUGCCACCCAGAACGAGGAACUGAAGACCAGACUCUGUGCCCUGCAGCAAAAGUAUGAUGCUAGCCAGGAUGAGCAGCAUGAGCUCUUGAAGGCACAACUCCAACUUCAAGCUGAGCUCCGGCAGCUCAAAAUCAUGAAAUCAUCAGUUGUAGAAAGCCAAAGUGAGAAGGAGUUACUGUGCCGGCUGCACAAGCUGCAGCUCCAGUACCAGAACCUCAUGUGUGAGAAGGAUAAGCUGCUGGACGUGCAGCAGCAACUGCGGGAGGACCUGCAGUACCAUGAGGCAGAGGUGCAGCGCCUCAAGGACAUCGCAGGCUGCUUCCAAGAGAGCACGGAGAAGAACACAGAGAUGCAGUCCCAGCUUGAGGAGAUGAAGCAGCUGUACCAGAGCAGCAAAGAGCAGCUGGAACAUCAGAAGCACAUGUUUGAUCAGCUGGAGCAGGACUUCCUGCUCUGCCAGCAGGAGCUGAAGGAGCUCAAGACCACCCAGUCCCUCACAGAGGACAAGGGAAAAUGUGCUGAUAAGUGUGAUGCGCUGCUGUCCAGACUUACAGAAUUGCAGGAAAAGUACAAGGCCAGCCAGAAGGAGAUGGAGAAGCUGCAGAUGGAGCAGUGCGAGCUCCUGGAAGAUCAGAGGAGGCUGCAGGAGGAGCAGGGCCAGCUGCAAGAGGAGCUGCACGAGCUCACAUUCCCGUUACCCAAAUCUGGUCUUGUGCAGAAGAGUCAGGACCUCCUUUCAAAGUUACAAGACCUGUGUGAACUGCAGCUGCUCUACCAAGGCAUGCAGGGAGAGCAGGAAAAACUGGUACACAACCAAGAAGUGUUAAUAAAAGAACAGUUAGAGCUGCACGGAAAACUGCAUCUUUGCAAAGACUCUCGUUUCCGGGAAGUGUUGGAGAAUCUGGAAAGUUCCAAAUCGCCUAGGUCCUCAAGAUAUGGUCAAAACAAGUCCAAGGUGAUCGUCGCUCAGAUACGGGUUCUGCAGGAUCUGUACGAGACCAGCCAGACUAAGCAGGAACUACUGCAGCAGGAGCAGGGGAGGCUCCAGGAGGAGCAGAAGAGGCUACAGGCUGACUUGCAGCUCUGCCUGGAAGAAAUGCAGUUGCUCCAAGCCCAGUCCCCGUCUAUAAAAAUGAGCCUCGAGUCCAGCAAGAAGAAUAGCACAGCCAACAGCAGUGAGAUCUGUGAAAAGACUGACAAUAACAACCUUGAUGGCAACGAGAGCUAUCAGAAGAGUUACAGGAGCUCCCAGGCCAGCGAUGAGAGCUUUCUCAAGAGCUACUACAGUACCACCAGUGAGACCUGUGUGAAGAGCCACCACACCACCAUCAGCAGCAGUGGCAAUAGCUCUGACACCUUUUACAAGAGUUAUGUCACCAGCAGCACUGAAGACGAAUCUGCUGAAGCUGAAGAUAUAGAGCACUUUGAGGAAAUGGUCUCCAAGGUGCUGGUCAAGCUGCAAGGGGUGCAGGCCAUGUACCAGUUCAGCCAGGAGGAGCACGACCUGCUGCAGGAGAGGAUGAGGAAGCUGCUGGACAAACAGAAGCUGCUGAAGGAAGAGCUGGAUGCCUGUGAAAAAGAAUUCAAGGAGUGCAUGGAGGGCCUUGGGAGACCUGUGGCCUCCCAAAACGACAAGAAUGAGAUCAAAGAACUCCAGACCAAGCUGCGGGAGCUGCAGCUGCAGUACCAAGCCAGCAUGGAUGAGCAGGGCCGGCUACUGGCAGUGCAGGAACACCUGGAGGGGCAGCUGCAGUGCUGCCAGGAGGAGCUUCGCCAGCUCAAAGAGAAGCGGUCUUCUGUUGCCAAAGAAACCGAGGGAAAGAAUAGCAGUAAGAACUUGAACAAGAACGCCAAUGGGGUUAAAAAUAAAAAGGCGUCCAAGGCAAGCCUGCAGAGUUCUAAGGGCAGCUGUGAGUCUGAAAAGAGUCUGGAGGUGGUGCUGUACUACAAGGCCAGCCACAGGGAUUUAGAUGAUCUGACAAAAGGGGGAAAGAAAGAGGAUACGGAGGACGAAAACAAGGAAGAAACUGAAGAGGAAUCGAAGGAGUCCUGGGAUGAACUAGUUUCUGAGCCCCCAGACCCGACAGAAAUAAAGUCCGUAGAAGGUGAGGAGGGCCUCGAAGACUCCCAAGACCAGGAGGAGAAGGAAGAGGACGACAACUCUUCCCCUGAAGCUUCAGAGGAAAACAACCCCCUCAAAAUUUCUGAGAGCAGAAAGGUAACCGCAGCCAAAGGCUGGAUCAAGUGGGAAGCGGGCCCUUGGGCUCAGGCGCCUCAGUGUUCAGGGCGACCCAGCCCCAGGAUGGACUUCUAUGGGUGGAGAGGCCAGCGAGCUCUGAGGCAUAGCACUCGGGGAAGGCAGAAAUGGAGCCAGGUUUGGAGAGAGUGGUCUCUCUGCGGGAAAUGGCAAACAUAGGCCAAUAUGCCAUGGAACUGUCUCGCAAAGGCCACCUUUGCUGGGAACCAAGGUGGGGUCAUUGGAGUCCUACCUGAUUUCAUUUGCAUGGUACCCCUGUGACUUACGUCAGGAGGGAGGCUGACAGAAUGAGGCCUUCCAUCAGCCCGCGGCAGUCACUCAGUCCUUCUCCGUGGUGCCCUGUCAAGUUUGACCUUUGUUGUUGCUAUUAGGAGUGGGUGGGGGGCUGGCAUCAUCCACUGGGCUCUAUGAGGCAUGAGGGUGGGGGCCUGGGUGAUCAGAAGUGGUAGUCAAAAUAGUUCUAUCCGUACAGCAGGGGCAUUGAUCAAUCCGGGGAGACCAGCCGGGACCCUAACCUUUUAGUCGCUGGAUCUUGAAAGGCUGGGGUGGGAAUGUCCCGUACAAAAGCGUGUCUGCGUUUUAACAACCGAUACAUUGGUCCAAGUACGUACCAGCUGAAUCCCUGCCGUGGUUGAGGCCAACUGGGGCUCUGGCUCUCUGAGGAGUUCGAGUCCUUCCCGAAUAAGCCCUCAGUUCACAGGCCAGGUUCUUUCUGCCUCUCUAAACGUAGGGGAAGAAAAUCAAUCUCUUGUGGUGGGGUGUCCAGCAAGCUUUAAGGCUAUCCGGGAUUUUCUGGCAGUUCGGUCUGCAGCACUGGCUUCGGAUCCAGCGUGCAGCCCUCUCAAGCUUGUGGCAGACCACGGCUUCGGGAGCUGAGAGCGGGAGCAGCCGCAGCCUCUCAGUGUUGUAUUUCUUCGACUCCAUCGUAUUCCGCCACAUUCUGGUUCAGAGCCUCGUAGAUUUCCUGGCCUUGGGUGCCACAUUUCUGAAUGCCAGACCUGAUUUUUUUACAUCGAAGUCGAGCACAUUCUUGGCGUCAGCAUAUGAAGGUGUCCUUUCGGCGCGGUGGGUCCUGUAUCUUUUGCAGGCAUCUCUACUGGCAAUGUGUCACCGCCUGCAAACUCACUUUCUCUCUGGAAGAUUGUUGCAGUGAAAGAACUAGCUCUUCUCCGCUGUUAGCUUGUUUGAGUGCAUUUUGUCUCUACCACAGCAUUACACUCCUAGGGCAUCGUAGGGACCAGUGCCCACAACACUGAGGGACUUGAUGGAAAGCAGCCAGAACAAGGGGCCAACAAAGACAUGUAGCCGGGCAGGAGACGAGUGCUUCCUAGGGUGGCCCAGGCAGAGUUUACAUCGUACUCAUCUGCAGAGCCCAGCUUUACUUUGCCAGAGAUUCACCGUUUUAGUUACUGACCUAUGGGAGAGGUCUAGGUGCAGAUCACCCCUGCUUAACAAAGAUAUGAGAGGGAUACAACAAGCCAGAAAGCCGGAGCCAUCGCCUGAUUGGGACCUCAGCUGCUGCUAAACCCAUUUCAUUUUGCAUCUUCCGGAGGCUCCCGGUGGGAAGAACCAGGCCCGGGUAACAGAGAAACAUUCUGCCGCUCCCACGGACCACUUGUUUAACCUCUGAUCUCUCUCUGUUUUCCCUUUGUUUUCUCAUCUUCGUUAUCUGUUGGAUUCAUGUGUGUUGUGUCUUUUUGCCACCUCUCAUCUCCUGGCCUCUCGUUGUGCUUCUUUCUCGUUUGAUCUGUUGCAGCCAUCCCCUGCCCCCAAUCCCCCCAUCUUCUCCUUGCCUCUCGUAGGCCUGGUGGUCAUAUCGGCUUUGCUCUGGUGCUGGUGGGCCGAGACGUCGUCCUAACACAGGUACUGGUAUUGCGUCUUCUCCUUCGGAGGGAUAGAGGGAGGGUGCAGGUUGCCCUGGCCUCUU